CAAACACAGUGACCUUGACUGCACAGAGGCUAUUACAGGUUUCAAGUAAUCCAGAAACUCAAACAUACUUAUCUUCUCACAAUGGAUUACUUAUCUUUCUGCCGUGGUGUACUGAUUGGGGGCUUGAUGGGAGAUUGUUAUGGAUUUGUAUACGAAGGUAGCCCAGCAUCAAAGUUCACCAUUCCUUUGGAACUACUGCAAAGGUCAAUCAAUGGCUGUGUGUACAAAGUUUACGUUCCUCAUCUUUGUCCUUAGUUGAUACUAAACAGCUGAUGUACAGUGAUGAUACACAAAUGAGUCUUGCGAUUCUCCGGUCAUUAAAGGCUAGAAAUAGUUUCGAUGCAGAACAUUUGGCUAAAGAGUUCACUACUGACUACUUUGAAAAUGGAUUACAUAGGUGCUAUGGUGGUUCUGUUGGACGCGUUUUUUCCUCACUUAGGAUGGCAAACUAUAAAGAUCCCUAUGCUCACGCUGCUGAUUUAUUUAAUGGGACAGGAUCAUAUGGCAACGGCGGAGCCAUGAGAAUCGCACCCGCAGCGCUAUAUGGAUUACGAUAUCCUCAACGUGAAUUUGAGAAAAUCGUUAUCGAUAUUACUCGGUUAACUCAUACCAAUCCACUGGCUAUAUGUGGAGCACUUAUACAAGCAUAUGCUAUACAAAUGAUUUUCUCUUUAAUACAUGAUCAUAUACAACUGGAUUAUGUAGCUUUCAUCGAUAACUUAUUAAAAAGACUAGAGAGAACAGAAUAUUUUGUAGAUUUUAAACAACCCAAUUGGUUAGAAGCACUUGAUGCUUAUAAAGAAAAAUUACAAAUAGUUAAAUAUCUCUUGAUAGACGAUAAACAACCAUCAGUUACAAAUAUUGUCCAUCAAUUGGGUAAUGAUUUAAAAGCCAUCAACUCUGUUCCAACUGCAUUAUAUGUAUUUCUGCGCAGUUUAAAACCUAUAGACGGAAUCGAGUUUAAUUCACCUCCUCUACGUUCCAUUGUCUUGUCGAUCGGAUUAGGCGGUGACACUGAUACUAUUGGUUGUAUGGCUACUGCAUUAGCUGGCGGAUAUAUUGGCAUUCCAGUAGACAGUAAUUCAACUAUAUCAAGAAACAUUAUUACACUUUGUGAAAGUUAUGAAGAAAUUGAAGAAUAUGCUAGUUGGUUAAGUAACAAGCUACAAAUGAGUUGAAAUUUUUCCAUUAUCAUCUAAUCGACCUGAAGAAAACACUAAAUAAUCAAGUGCCAUUUAAUCCUAUCAUGAUGUGAAAAUUAAUUUCCAACUUUUAAGCAUUUGAAUUAACCAUAAUUUUGGCUGUUGUUAAUCUUAUCGAAACUUGUGUUAAAUGAAUUCCAUGAAUAUGAGUGCAUCAUAAUAUCUCUUAUUAAUGGUAAAUUGAUGUCUACCGAAUUUCCCAUACUAUCAAGUCUAUUUAAAUAUGACGUAAAGUAUCG
Schistosoma mattheei is the source of this 1441-nucleotide messenger RNA. NCBI's taxonomy places the organism in Eukaryota, Metazoa, Platyhelminthes, Trematoda, Strigeidida, Schistosomatidae. The record is from the annotation of a GenBank genome assembly.